UUUAUAUAUAGGUUCACAUAAUCACAUGGUAAUUCCAUGUGUCAAUUUAAACUUUAAAGCAUUCCUAUUGAACAAAAUGGUACUUCCAAGUGUCCGUCAACGUGUUAGGGUGGUUAAAGCUCUAGAGUGGCUAAACGUUUGAGGGGGGGGGGUAUUCAUAUGUUUCUAUAUUAAAAAUAUAAAUUAAAAUUCUGUUUUAAUUUACUUUUCAGAAACCGUGCCAUAUUGCCUAUAACGAAAUUGUUAUUGACACUUAGGUUUUACGCAUUAGGGACAAUUUUGCUUGCUGCUGGAGACUUUGUAGGCGUGAGUAAAACUUCAGCCUGUAAUAUUGUUCGAACAGUUACUGAAGCUAUAGCUUCUUUAAGACCGUUGUAUAUUAAAAUGCCAGACCAUCAUUGUAGUAUUCAGGAAACUAGAUUGAAAUUUUACAAUAUAGCACGAUUUCCAAGAAUUAUAGGUGCCAUUGAUUGUACUCAUGUCAAACUUCAAUCACCUGGUAAUUUAUUGAACUACUUCAUCCAUUAUUUAUUUUUAAAUUAUAUUAAAUUAGGCGACUUACUUUUGUUUAUAUUUUUAGGAGGAAAUAUAGCAGAAGUGUAUAGAAAUAGGAAAGGUUAUUUUUCAUUAAAUGUCCAAGUAGUCGGAGGACCUUCACUUGAGAUUCUUGAUAUAGUUGCAAGAUGGCCUGGUUCGACCCAUGACCAAGUCAUAUUUAACAACUCAACAAUACAUUUUAAAUUUGAAACAAACGAAAUGGGAGAUAAUAUUUUAUUAGGUGAUGGAGGUUAUGAGUGUCGUCCAUAUAUUCUAGUUCCAUUAAUCUCUCCAAAUACAAAUGCUGAAUUAUUAUACAACGAAUCUCAAAUAAGAACUCGAAAUACAAUAGAACGUUUGUUUGGAGUAUGGAAGAGGAGAUUCCCAAUAUUGUCACUUGGUAUAAGAACAACACCAGAUAGAGCUCAAGCAAUAAUAGUAGCUACAGCCGUACUACAUAAUUUGGCUUCAGUAUUAGGAGAAUCAAUACCUCCAAUAGACCCAUAUAUUAUGAACCAAGAACCUAUACAUGAAGAGUGGAAUGUACCAUUAGCUGUAGAAGAAAGAGGAAAUAAUAAAACAUCUGUUAGAACGAGUUUAAUUAGAGACUAUUUUUCAAACCUUUAA
Molecule: messenger RNA, 1164 nt
Organism: Aphis gossypii (cotton aphid)
Lineage: Eukaryota; Metazoa; Arthropoda; Insecta; Hemiptera; Aphididae
Product: putative nuclease HARBI1
Exons: 1
Coding region: 385-1164 (259 amino acids)
Source: RefSeq, a predicted model, not a curated record